Solanum verrucosum is the source of this 1997-nucleotide messenger RNA. Its product is annotated as exocyst complex component EXO70H1-like. Gene Ontology annotation, molecular function: phosphatidylinositol-4,5-bisphosphate binding. The transcript has a single exon. Gene Ontology annotation, cellular component: exocyst. NCBI's taxonomy places the organism in Eukaryota, Viridiplantae, Streptophyta, Magnoliopsida, Solanales, Solanaceae. Gene Ontology annotation, biological process: exocytosis. The coding region runs from base 1 to 1932 and encodes 643 amino acids. The record is from RefSeq and is a predicted model, not a curated record.
AUGCCAAGAAAAGGAAUGAAAACUCUGAAUUGGUUUUCUCCAAAACACAGUUCAGCAAGUGAUAUGAAUUCUCCAUCUACUUCACCAUUCUCUUCUCCUUCCCGUUUUGCCUUUUCGCCAUCCAGGCCGAGUUUUUCUGAAGCAGUGAUUGAUCGGACGAUCGAGAUGGCUGAGCAGAUGAUCACGAAAUGGGAUCCUGAUACUACUACCUUCGCUAAGGUGACUUCUCUGUUCUAUGAGAAUCGAAAAGAAGCUAAGGAUUUCAUCAAAUAUGUGAAUAAUUUACAUAAGGCGAUGCAUUUUCAUGCUAGUGAGAAUUCCAGAUCCGAUAAGCUUGUUCGUGCUCAAUCAUUGAUGCAAAUCGCGAUGAAACGACUGCAGAAGGAGUUUUAUCAGAUUCUAUCAAUUAACAGAGCACUUUUGGAUCCAGAAUCUAUAUCCACUGUGUCUUCACGUACUUCGAUAAGUACUCGAUCGAGUACCUCUGAGUUCAACAUUGAGGAUGAUGAUAUUGAUAAUCGUGUUGCAAUUGCUGGUGAAUCUAUUUCUGAAGUUGAGGAUAUUUCUAAUGUUGUAAUGGCGGAUUUGAGAUUGAUUGCAGAGUGUAUGAUUUCUUCUGGAUAUACGAAAGAGUGCUUGCAGAUUUACAAAGUUAUACGUAAAUCGAUUAUCGAUGAAGGGAUUUAUAGACUCGGUGUUGAGAAAUUGAGUUCUUCGCAAGUUCAUAAAAUGGAUUGGGAAGUUAUGGAUCUGAAGAUUAAUGAUUGGCUUAAUGCAGUGAAUGUAGCUAUGAAAACAUUGUUCGACGGUGAGAGGAUUCUCUGCGAUCACGUUUUUGCUUCCAGUGAUGCAAUUAGAGAAUCGUGUUUUACUGAAAUUUCAAAAGAUGGAGCUAUGAUUCUGUUUAGCUUCCCGGAAAUUGUGGCGAAAAACAGUAAGAAGUCGCCGGAAAAAGUGUUCCGUAUGCUCGAUAUGUACACUUCAAUCGUCGAACACUGGACGGAGAUUGAAACUACAUUUUCCUUCGAUUCAGAAUCUGCUAUCCGAUCUCAAGCUAUGACGUCUCUCGUUAAGCUUGGCGAGUCUAUAAGGAUGGCUUUGGCUGAAUUUGAAACUGCUCUUCAAAAGGAAUCGUCAAAGACGACGGUUGCCGGCGGUGGAAUCCAUCCUCUCACCAUUGACGCAAUGAAUUACAUCAUUCUACUUGCCGAUUACAGCUACGUACUCUCUGACAUCCUCGGCGAGUCUCCUCCUCCGGCUAAAAGUUCAUUGCCUGAAUCAUAUUUCGGUAUGGCUGAUUCCGAUGAGUCUCCAGCACCGGUAAUCUCACUCCGAUUUGCUUGGUUGAUUCUCAUUCUUCUCUGCAAACUCGACGGCAAAGCAAAGCACUACAAAGACGUUUCCCUCGCGUACCUCUUCUUAGCCAACAAUCUCCGGUACAUCGUCGUAAAAGUCCGUUCAUCGAAUCUCAAGUACUUGCUAGGUGAAAAUUGGAUAUCAAAACAAGAGGGAAAAAUCAAAAAGUUUGCCUCCAAUUAUGAACAGCUAGGAUGGAGCCACGUCAUCCAAUCUCUCCCGCGAGAUCCAAAAGCCUCGAUCUCUCCACAACAAGUGAAAGAGAUAUUCAAGAGAUUCAAUUCAUCAUUCGAGCAAGCUCAUCGGAAGCAAUCUCUCUACGUCGUACCAAAUAGUAAGCUCCGAGAUGAUUUGAAAGUAUCGAUUGCAAGGAAAAUACUACCAGCUUAUAGAGAGUUUUACAAUAUACAUAGAGAUACGAUAGCAAAAGAGAGACAUUCGAAUCAUGUGAUCAAAUAUUCUCCGGAGGAUUUAGCACAUUAUUUGUCCGAUUUAUUUUUCGGACCGAUUGAAUCGGGAAGUUCAUCGUCAGUUGAGUCAUCCCCAUCACGUACAAUACCAUCACAAUUGCAGUGAAGAAAAAAAAAUAGAGUAAUUGUUUAUUCUUCUUUUGUUAUCUCAUGUGUAAUUUAUAUGAAUGA